Messenger RNA from Emericellopsis cladophorae, 543 nucleotides. RefSeq lists its product as uncharacterized. Bases 1 to 543 code for a protein of 180 amino acids. The record is from RefSeq and is a predicted model, not a curated record. The transcript is spliced from 4 exons. NCBI's taxonomy places the organism in Eukaryota, Fungi, Ascomycota, Sordariomycetes, Hypocreales, Bionectriaceae.
AUGUUCUGCAAACGUCCUGCGACGCGGGGGCACCAGUUGUUUUACAUCUUUGCCAUGGCCGGUGUGGGAGGUGGAUGUCUGUCAGCGGGCUUUAACUUUGCAAUUGCCUAUGCCAUGUACAACACUAUCAAGCAGCCGAUCCAGCUGCUUCACCUACCCAACACACUGGCUGGCGAUGCUGCGCUCAGCAUCUUCGUCCAAUGCAUCCUGACCUGCUCGUCGCUCAGGUGGCUCCUCUUCCUGGAGCGCAACCCGUCGACGAAGCUGCACAAUAUUCUGCAGCAAGCUCUACGAGGCUUUCUCAUCUGCGUGCCCGCCUUCCUCGUCUUCUGGCCCGUCUCUGUCGGCCUCCUGACCAUGGUGGGGGAGAAGCUGGGCGAUGACUGGGUUUUUGAGAGGCGGUGGACGCCUCAGGUGUUCAAGGCCAUCCUCGGUGGCCUGCUCGGUUUGGUGAUCACGCCGGUGAUGGCCAUGUUCUGGAUGGUCAGGGCUGGGUGGGAUGAGGAAAUGGAGGCGGACAUGGUGGUCAAGGAGGAAUGCUGA